AGCAUUCUGCUCCCCCGGAAGCACAUCUAUUCACGUGUAGCAUUUUUCAACCUUGAAAAACAACGUAAUAGAGUUGCUAGCAUUUUAUCUGUCUGAUUAUAUUGCUACAGUGAUGUCAGUAACAAAAAUGGUCUACCCUCUGUACCAGUUGGGAAACCCCCAGCUGAGGAUCUUCAGACCCAGCUGGUUUCUGACUCUGGUGAGGCCUGGAAAGGAGCAACCUCCUGACACUGUCCAGUUUCGUAUCCCAAUGGACAUGACCAAGUACGACGUGAAGAACUACUUGGAGAAGAUCUAUAACGUCCCAGUUGGAGUAGUUCGCACCAGGAUACAAUUUGGGUCCAACAAGAAGAGGAAUCACCUCAACCAGAGGGUCAAGAAGCCAGAUUAUAAAGUGGCCUACGUUCAGCUGGCACAAAGCCAGACAUUCACCUUCCCCGACAUCUUCCCAGAAAAGGACCGGACGCUGAAGGAGGGCUCCAUGGAAGAAAUGCAGGAGAAGUUCAUGGAGGACGAGAAGCAGAGACAGAAAUCCGACCCCAGGAGAGGAGGGGUCACUGAGUGGUUUGGACUCUGAACCAGGGGGCCCUUGGAGCAACGUGUAUUGAUUUGAAAUGCAACCUCUGUGAUGUCACUUUUAUUUCACUGCUGAAACACGAGCGUGUAGCGAAAAGGAGCAAGUGUGUGUGUGUGUGGGGUGGAGGGGCUAGGGGGGUGGGGUGGGAGGAUAUGGCAGACAUGUGUUCAGUGUGUUUUUGAGGCUGGAGUCCAAGAACCAAAAGACAAGAGGAAUUGGAGGAGGAGAGCAGCAAGGCUUCGUCUUUAAUGAAACAAGCCCACCACACACAUUGUCCAUCACCUCAGAUAACCUCUUCUUCUGUCUCGUCCUGAUGUUCUUCCCAUACACAUGCCGCAUUUGUUUCUUUUUGUUUUUUGUUUUGUGAAAGUAUCCUUCUCGUCUGUCAUCCCUGUUGUGUCUCUUGUCUUUAUCUUUCUGCGAGAUACUUGAUCCUCAGCCUCAGCAGAAAGCAGCAUAGAUAUAGAUAGAUAUAUCUAUAGAUAGAUAUAGAUAUAUAUCUCUCUAUAUAUUCCCAGCUGGUUGGAUCCAACUGCCUGAACAGUCGCAUCAUUUCCUCUUCCGGGAGUUUGUCUUGGAUUAAUUACCUGGAUUUGGUAAACAAAAGAUGGGAUGUUGUUUCAGAAAGCAGAUAUGUGCAGUUUGCAGUGGCAUCAUUAUAUUUUGUGGUAACAACUAUUGCCAUGACCAUAAAUAAAGCCUUUACCCGAUGUUUGUGUGUUUAAAUGUUAAAGUUGUUUUCAUAGGAACUAUUAAAUGGUCACCAUUCCAAAAGC
This is a messenger RNA of Poecilia latipinna (sailfin molly), 1353 nucleotides long. RefSeq names its product mitochondrial ribosomal protein L23 (gene mrpl23). NCBI's taxonomy places the organism in Eukaryota, Metazoa, Chordata, Actinopteri, Cyprinodontiformes, Poeciliidae. Gene Ontology annotation, cellular component: mitochondrial large ribosomal subunit; ribosome. The record is from RefSeq and is a predicted model, not a curated record. Gene Ontology annotation, molecular function: structural constituent of ribosome. The transcript is spliced from 5 exons. Gene Ontology annotation, biological process: mitochondrial translation. Bases 113 to 577 code for a protein of 154 amino acids.